Messenger RNA from Gossypium arboreum, 1684 nucleotides. Its product is annotated as ethylene-responsive transcription factor ERF070-like. The coding region runs from base 185 to 613 and encodes 142 amino acids. The transcript is spliced from 3 exons. Lineage: Eukaryota; Viridiplantae; Streptophyta; Magnoliopsida; Malvales; Malvaceae. Gene Ontology annotation, molecular function: DNA-binding transcription factor activity; DNA binding. The record is from RefSeq and is a predicted model, not a curated record. Gene Ontology annotation, biological process: regulation of DNA-templated transcription.
CGGCAACCUAUAAGCAUUUUGUACACACUUUUUAUGUAGGAGCGUAUGGUGGAAGUGCCGGAAUGGCUCGCUGCACGGUUUAAUUCAAAAGAAUAUUCCAACACAAAAAAUAAAUUUAAAUAUGAACCAAAUAAUUUCACCUUCUCUCUCAUUUAAAAAAUUAUAAAAAAACAACCCUAAAAUUAUGUCGCCGCCGCAGCCGAACGGAAAACCCCAACAACCGAUUUCCCGGCGAAUUGUCCGAAUUACCGUUACCGACGCCGAUGCUACCGACUCUUCCAGCGACGAAGAAGCGGCCUCUCCGAAGAAAAUCCAAAAGCGACCGAAGAAAAAGCUUGUCAACGAAAUCACUAUCGGAGUUUCGACAAAAGAGAACGACGUAAUGGCUGGGUCGAGCCAGAGCAAGGUGAAGAGGUACAGAGGGGUUAGACAAAGGCCGUGGGGGAGAUGGGCGGCGGAGAUUAGGGACGGAAGGAGGAUGAGGCUUUGGCUGGGGACUUUCGAUACAGCGGAAGAAGCUGCCGUUGCUUAUGAUCAAGCGGCGGUUAAGCUGCGUGGACCUAACGCUCCUACUAACUUUAAGUUGCUUGAUUGCAACGCUGUUCAGUCCUGAAUUUUCUGUAAAUAUUAACCUUCUUUAUCCCCUUUUGCCCUUUGGUGUUCUCGAUGUUUAUGUUAUUAGGGCUUUUUAGUUUUUGUAUCUUUGACUUUAUGCAUGUAAUAACCUGCGAACAUUUGUUCCUCUUGUUUUCUCCUUCAUCGGAUCAUGAUAUUGUACAUCUUUUUUAACACCAUUUCCUACUUUGUAAACUAGAACUAACGAUUUUUGUUAACUAAAUUUGAAGAAGCGUUCAAAGUUCCAAGGUAAUUUCACCAUCCUUUCUCCUCUUGUAAACCUUAAAAAUGGUGUCAGAAAUUGAACUGCCACGAGCAACGCGAUUAGUUCAUAUUUUGUUUUUUCUCAGGUGGAAGAAUGUAAAGCAAAGAAAACCAAUCUGCUAAAGGUGCUUUUGAAAGGAGCAGGUAUGCCAAAGUGGUAGUACAAAGGGCACAGCAUCCUCAGCUAAGUAAAUAUACCACUUCUGCUGUUUCCUGACACCUUAUGUCUUCAUUUCUUCCAAAAGAUCAAGGCAAAUCUCUAGUUCUGCUGCCUCCUCAUGGAUAGUACCAUCAAGGAUACAGAGUUGUGGAUCCAAGUGACUUGAAAUGGUGGCAACAAGCUCUACUAAUAAUCCCUGGGUGCACAGUUAUAACAUCCGAGGCUAUCAGAAUCAAAAUCUUACAGGGGAAUUCAAUUCAGACUAUAUUCCGAGUAAUCUGGUAUGACUCUGAUACGUAACUUUGAGUUGAGCUGAGUGAGAAAAUACGAGACAUGCAAAUUUUGAAUGAGGAAGCAAUAAUAUGGCGUGUUGAUCACUCUGUUGGUACCAAUUUGAUAACUUGAUAAACCUCUGUUAGGCCUUGUUUUGUAGCAGAAUGGAAAUGGGUGCCCAAGUAAUUGUAAUUAGGUUGACUGAAACAGGUCGAUAUGGUGUUUAUGUAAUUCUCAAGGUUUGAAUACGUUCACUCAUAAUACUUGAAAUAAUGGUGUAAGCAAAUAUUUUCUUAUUUAAGUAUCUCAUGUAUUUCCGGUGCUCCUCCCAUGUUUAAUGAAUGCUUAAACAUCAUCUUUGGAAAGUGAAAA